Molecule: messenger RNA, 747 nt
Organism: Macrosiphum euphorbiae (potato aphid)
Lineage: Eukaryota; Metazoa; Arthropoda; Insecta; Hemiptera; Aphididae
Source: the annotation of a GenBank genome assembly
AUGCGGUUGUGUCGGAAGCGGAGGCUUUCGGAAAAAUACUGGAGAAGGAGUCAGUCUCUAAAUCGUCGGAAAAUGCCUCGAGGAGUGUAUAUCCAUCUUCCCGGUAAUAUGACUGUUUUUCUCCAAAUAAACACAAAUAGGAGCAGGGUGGCCCAAGCUUUGGCCCUCCACACACUUAAGGAGAAGGAAGCAGAUGUUCUGUGUAUAAGUGAACCAAACAGCAUACCUGACCACCCGGGAUGGGUAGGACGUACUGAUGGGAAAUGUGCCCUGUAUCUCCAACCAAAUCUACAAGUGUUGAGAACCGGCUCUGACAUAGGUAUUGCAUGGCCUGAAUUGGAGACACUAAGAGUAUACAGCUGUUAUAUCUCACCGAAUUGCAGACCCGAGGAAUUCGAUGACUUCUUAGAGCAACUGCACAGUAGCGCCAGCGAAACCACGACAGAAGUAAUUGUCUCUGGAGACUUCAACGCGCACUCCCAAGUCUUUGGCUCGAGCAGAAGGGAUCGGAGAGGGGAAGCUCUACUGGAUACAGCGCAGUCUCUAAAUCUCGUUAUUCUUAACGACGGCAAGACACCGACUUUCCCACGCGGGAACUCAUUCCUAGACCUAACUUUUGCGACACCGGGCAUCAUCAGAAAACUUAAAACAUGGGAGGUGCUAGAGGAAGAGUCAAUGAGCGACCAUCAGUAUGUGUUCUACAGCUUGAAAAAGACGGAGAAGAUUAUUCAACCCGGAAGGAGCUGA